Elaeis guineensis (African oil palm) is the source of this 378-nucleotide messenger RNA. RefSeq lists its product as uncharacterized. The record is from RefSeq and is a predicted model, not a curated record. NCBI's taxonomy places the organism in Eukaryota, Viridiplantae, Streptophyta, Magnoliopsida, Arecales, Arecaceae.
AUGGGAAACUGUGCCUCAUCCAAGACCAAGAGCAUCAAACGGCGUGACCGCCAGCCGCCGCCGGCGGUGACGGCGAAGGUGAUACACUUGGACGGGAGUUUGGAGGAGCACGAAGGGGCGGUGAGGGCGGGGCUGGUGGCGGCGAGAAGCCCCGGGUGCUACUUGUGCGCCAGCGAGGCGAUGGAGGUCGGAGCACACCCGCCGGGGGUGGCGGAGGCGGAGGAGCUCCAGCCGGGGCAGCUCUACUUCCUCCUCCCCGUCUCCUCCUCUUGCCAUCCUCUUUCCCUCCCAGACCUCUGCAUCCUCGCCAUCAAGGCCAGCGCCGCCCUCCGCCGCGGUUCCGCCACCCUGCUCUGCAGCCGGGGGACCAACAAUUGA